Molecule: messenger RNA, 3675 nt
Organism: Pelagomonas calceolata
Lineage: Eukaryota; Pelagophyceae; Pelagomonadales; Pelagomonadaceae
Source: the annotation of a GenBank genome assembly
AUGAUGCGUUCCAGACGCCAAGCGCUGCCGACGCGGAGGGCGCCGCACCCGCGCGAGCGGCGGAAGCGCCGGCGGGGCACGAUCCUCCUCGUGCUGUGCUGCUACGCCCUCAGCACCGCGUGCCUCGCGCUCGGCUACGCGCUCGGCGACUGGCGCCUCGUCGCCGGCGGCGUCGCCGGCCUGGGCGUCGAGCGCGCGCGGCCGGGCGCCCGCCCGGCGGCGCUGCUCGUCCACGCCGGCCUCGCGGUGGCGCUCGCCGCGCGCAUCUCCGGCCUGACGCCCACGGUUGUGGCCGUCGACAAUACAGGUCCACCGCCGCCGCCGCCGCGCCCAAAGCCGAGCACGCACGUUAUCGGAAGCGCCCUCGGCCUCGACGACGAUUCAACGGUAGGCUGGCCGGCGGACCUCGUUGAUUUUGAUGAAGCCCAAAUUAGGGAAAGGCACCCGGCGCUCGCGGCGGACGUAGACGCGGCGCGCGCGCACGAGAAGGAGACGCCGGGGUCGUUCUGCUACACGAUCGAUUCUGAGUUGAGCUGCGUCCCGCGCGUCUAUUUGUUAGGUGCGCCGAAGGCCGGCACGUCGGAUUUGUGGCGGCUCGUCACUUCCCAUCCAUCCGCGGCGGCCGCGCGGCGGAAGGAAACGAGAUUUUUUACGAGAGGCGAGUUCGGCGCGCCGCGCGAGGGUUAUAUAGAUGCGCACACGCGCCUCGACGAAUUUAGUAGGAGCCACCGGGACGUGUCCAGGCGGAUCCAGGCCGGCGAGGCGCUGACCGUGCUCGACGGCGGGCCCCACACGCUCUGGUGGUCGACGCAGCGCCACGACGGCGUCGACUCGAAGAUGGUGCCCGUGCCCCAACUUUUACAUUUUAUGGUACCAGAAGCCAAGCUCAUCGUCUCGCUCGCCGAACCUUCCCGCAGGACCUACUCCGACUACUGGUUCCUCACGUCGGAAGGCGUGGCGGGCCGGCCCAUAAAAGGCAAGCAGCAACCUCUCCAGUCGGCCGACGACUUCCACUCGAAAAUUCUCAAGGACGUCAAGGCGUUGGAGCUGUGCUUCGACGCCUUCGAGCAGCAACAGAACGUCAACCCGAGGUACGAGUGGUCCCUCGAAGCGGUUCAAACUUGUGUUUAUGACCGCAUGCACUUCGGACUUAAUGGAAGAGGGCGGCUGGGGGCGUCGGUCUACGCGGCGUUCGUCGGGCGGUGGCUCGAUGCGUAUCCCCGCUCUCAACUACUUGUACUAAGGUUGGAAGAUAGGCAGGACGACGCUGGUUUGAGGGACGAGCUCGGUCGAGUCUAUGCUUUCUUGAAUCUGGACGCGAGCGUGGCCCGUUCCUUAGACGAGGAGGUCGUAGAAGCUCGGGCGAACGGCGCGAAGGCGGAGCGGCCGCCGAUGCGCGCCGACACGUCAACGGUGUUGCGGGCCUUCUUCCGGCCGCUCAACGAACGCCUCGCGUCGUUACUGGACGACGAGAAAUUUUUGUGGAAGGACGUCGAGACCGGCGGCGGCGGCGUCUCGAGCGAGGACGUCGCGAGGCACAAGCUGGACGAUCGCGCCCAACGCGGCAAGCCAAAGCCCCCUCCACCGCAGCAGCAGAGCCUCGUUGCUUUGGUCGCGGCGGGCGACGCUCAUGGUGUUGCCGAAUACCUCAAGGACGGGGCCGUAACCAACGUCGGCGACGUCCUUUCAGUUGCUGCAUUAACUUUAGAUGAGCCGGUCCUCAAGGUCCUCCUGGACCACGGCUUGGACGCGAACGCGACGGAGGGCCUCGGGAAGGGCCCGGGCGCGUCCCCCUUGCACGUGGCCUGCCAGACCAUGACCUGGGGCGACUCCAUGAAGCAUUCGUUUGUCUUCGCGUUGUUAGCGAACACGGGGCACCCGUUGGACAAGGCGAUCGAGCGCGGUAGUUCGUCGUUGGGCCACCGCGUCCUGCAACACAAGGGGGACACGACCUACGGCCAGCUCCACAUAAGACAGGCGUUAGGUGGUGCUGCUUUACGGGUCGUGCGCCUACUACUCGCACACGGCGGCGACCCGAACGCGCUUGAUGGUCUAGGGCGGACGCCGGCGCAUUAUUGUGCCGCGGCGGGGUUUGGAGAUGCGUUGAUAGCUCUUUCCGAGGGCGGGGCGGACCUGGACAUACGAGAUGCGCCUCAUAUGUCAACGCCGCUCCACGUCGCGGCGUUACAUGGGCAAGGCAGAAGCGUCGUCGCUUUAUUGGAGCGCGGCGCGGACCCCAAGAUCAAGGACGGCCACGGCCACGACCUAUCCAUGCUCGCGGGGGGCAAGGGCGCGCCGUUAAGGGCGUCCCUCCCGUUCAAGGCCGAGGACGAUGACGUGAAUGCGGUCGUUAAUGAUGCGACCGAGGCCGACGCGCCCGAGGUGCUGAGGAGGCGCCUGUCGCGGUUAUUAGGUGGAUUGCUCCGGAGCGACCCCGCCGACGAGAUCGGCGACGACGGCUCCGCAUCGAUGGACGCGCCGGACAAUGCUAGUGAAGACGCGCCGGACGCGGCCGGCGAGCGAGGCCGAGGCGGCUGGGAAACAGCGUCGCGAGCGGAGCUCUCCGAGCUGCUGUAUGGCAAAGGCUCCCCUCCAAAGUCGGACGCGGCGCUCAACAAAGCCUACCGGGAGUGCGACUUUGAAAUUCUAGAAAAGGACGCUUCUUCUGCAGAGAUAUUGGCUAGACUCGCGCAGAACCGGCCUUUUGUCAUCAGAGGUCUCAUAGACGAGACCUGGGCUCUGGACGAGAUGACGCGGGACAAGCUCCUCCAAGCGCACGGCGCGUCGACGGUCACGGUGAGCGCGAUCCCCUACGCGACGAAGUUCAGUGCGCACGCCGACGGCCACCACGAGGUGCAAAGGGAUAUGGCCCUUCGCCACUAUGUGAGCGAUAUGGCCUCGCACAAGACGUCACUUGACAAUGAACGCUACCCCUGGUAUGUAUUUCGGGGCCACCCCGUGGCGAAGAUGCCCCCCAAGGAUAGGAUACACGACACCGAGUCGUGGUUCGUCGACCCUUCACAAUCCCCAACUCCACCGUCGUUGUACGGCGCCUUCGAGGCGGCGUCGGCCUUCGACGCGCACCGGCACACGCCCAGUCAGCGGCACGCUCCUCUCAAAUAUGAAGACAGGUGGGCUUCCCACGACUCAAAAGUGCCGGAGGACCCCUACGACCGCGCCUGGCCCUUCGUGAACCUCCAGUGGGCGCUGGGCGGGCCCGCGAGCGGCGCGCCGCAGCACUUUCACAACACGGCCUGGAACGCGUGCGUUUAUGGUGCUAAAAAGUGGUUGGUCUACCCGCCGGCUUAUGCGUUGAUGUCGAACGAACAGAUCCGAAAAUGGGACGAGGACGACCGCUCUGAACUAGAAAAAGACGGCCAGCCUUCUCCAUUAACAUGCGUGCAGCGGGCCGGCGACGUCGCGGUCGUCCCGGAGAUGUGGGGGCACGGCGUCGUGAACCUCGAGGAGACGUUGGCGGUGGCGACGGAGGUGCGCAUGGCGCUGUUCCGGCCGCCCCUCCCGAAGGCCUUCCGCCAGGUCGCGGCCGUGCUGCGGCGCCGCGAGCCGCCGAAGAAGGGUGUUGAGAGGCGGGGCCACCACGGCGGCGAGGAGCCUCGGAAGCCUCCUCCUCCUCGUCGUCCUCGGCGGCCGCGGCACCACAUCGGCCCGCAGUAG